UUUUUAAGUGUUAUGUUUUCCCAGAUUCAUAGUGUUAUGCAGCCCAGGCCUAUCUAGGAAGGCUGGGCAUAAAUAGUUUGCUCACAGCAUCACAUGAUGACGUGGGCAACAUAAACACUUAAACUCUGUGGAUUAAAGUUAAUAGUAAUCAAAACUAAUUUCACCACGAAAGGAAGUGCAAUCGAAAUGAAUGAAGAAGACAAGGUCAUUCCAGUGAGUUAAUAAAAUGACAAGGUGUUGCCUGUCAGCGUUGUAGACUACUGCCUCACAAGCCCGGGCUUUAGUGGCACUGGCAUACGCGCUUGCCUCUGCACUGAAGGAGCCACCGAACGCGUCCGCGUUGCAGCUCUCACUUUCUCCCGCUACAGUAUGUCCUACAAUGACAUAUUUGGUGGGGAUUUGCAGCCAACAAUAGGAUUGGAUUGGGACUAAAUCAAUGAAUAAAACGAUAUUGAAAUGAAUAUUAUUAACAAAUAUUUCCCAGAAGAUUUUGGGUUCAACCUAAGGCUGACUAGGACAGAUCAAUCAACUUGAUCCGACACAGUCAGCCUACAUGUCAUACGUAGCAGAGAGGGGGGAUGGUGAUCCUCAGAGGGAAGGAAAGGAAGUUGUUGAGGAAGAACCGGUGGCCACGCCCAAAGAGGAGGCCAAGAAGGGAAGGAAGGCAAAAAGUAAGAGGAGUGGCAAGAAGUCAAGGAAGCUGGGCACUGACAACGAUGCAGUCUCCAGGAAUAAACACCUGGAUAGAGGAUCUGUAAUUGAGCUCCUGGAGAAGAAAGCUGUUAAGGCUGCAUUCGGCCCAGGCAACAAGGAUGAAAUGGAAUACUCCUACCCAAUCCUCAUCUCAUUCCUGCGCAAUCUUACUGAUGAGCAGUGGCAAGUGAUCUACAAAGGACUAAAAAACCCUAUGACGAAGGAACAGCUUGCCAAAUUGUGCAAGACAAUUGUAACCUUCAUCGCACAGACCACCCUGCAGAUCCUGCUGCCAGCCCUGGCCCGCGUACUUGGGGUAAAGGACUUUGCUGACGACGACACUGACUCACCCAAGAGGGGUGGCAGUGCAAGAUCCUUUGCUGCCUUUGAUCAGGAAAGACUGGAGCUCAUCCAGGAAGUUAGAUAUCUGGCGAAGAAAAUGUAUAAGGGCGGCACAGGGGCUCAACAUCUCAGGUCCCUAACACCCUCUUCUAAGAGUUCCCAGACCUCAGUGAAAGUCCACCUGGGAAUGACAGAGGACAGAAUCAUCAAAAGUGUCCAGGAGCAACUGUCUGAUCAUAAUAUCCUGUCCUCUUGCCCACCUGAGCUGACUGUUGGUCUUAUCAAGGUGGUGGUCGAACAGCUUAACUCUGCCCUCUCUGCGACCAUCAGCAGAGCCAUUUCAGGGCAGUCCUCCCCUAUUUCUUCUGGUAACCAGGCCGCUGAACAAAUGGUCAACAUGGUCCAGAAAUGUUUUGAUGAUCACGCCACUCCAGAGGACCAGAGCUCCACCUCUGUAUUAGAGUCAUGCAUUCCACCUGCAACAGAAGAGGUGAUGACUGUUAUUGCAGAGAUGGUGGGUGAAUUGGAAAAAAGAUCCGGAAUUGGUUAACGUUUUUCGAGAAGUGGCUGUGAAAGUUAAAAUGUUGGCAUCUGGCAGUGACCUUGUAGUGGAGCACCUGGAUGUUGAAGACGACUCUCCUGUUCCAGAGGAGCUGAACAUAAUGUGUACAU
This is a messenger RNA of Oncorhynchus keta (chum salmon), 1707 nucleotides long. RefSeq lists its product as uncharacterized. The transcript has 7 exons. NCBI's taxonomy places the organism in Eukaryota, Metazoa, Chordata, Actinopteri, Salmoniformes, Salmonidae. Bases 554 to 1585 code for a protein of 343 amino acids. The record is from RefSeq and is a predicted model, not a curated record.